Messenger RNA from Daphnia carinata, 4961 nucleotides. RefSeq lists its product as uncharacterized. The coding region runs from base 77 to 4675 and encodes 1532 amino acids. NCBI's taxonomy places the organism in Eukaryota, Metazoa, Arthropoda, Branchiopoda, Diplostraca, Daphniidae. The record is from RefSeq and is a predicted model, not a curated record. The transcript has 11 exons.
GAUUGUUGGAGAGGCAGCAAGAAAUUUUUCCAGCUUACUCUGAUGAAGAUGUUCUUUCUGUUGUGAAAUUACAGCAAUGGAAAAUCAAGCUGAAGUCGUAGAAACUUUAUCGGGUAGCGAUGAUGAAAAAUAUAUCGCAAGCAAUAUUAACCGAACAAAUGAGGUAUCGCAAACGAAUCCUGGCGGGUCUAAGGCUGUUUCAGGAAUAAAUUUGGAUGAUAAGUCUCCAGAUUCUUCAACACAUGAUUGCUCAUUUAAUUCGGAAGCGGUUCCUGAAGUUUGUGAAUCGCGAUUGGUGUACAAUGCUGCCAAUGAUGAUGGAAAAGGAUUCAGUGAAGAUACUGAGAAAAAUAAUAUUUAUCCUAUACCAGCUAUAUCAUUGAUAGCAAUCAGAAAUCAGUCAUCCCCUACACAUAUGGUUCAAGAUAAUAUCAUUGAAAAGGUUAAUUCUGUGUUGGAAACUACUUCAAGGGUAGAUACAGUAAUAUUGGGAGAAACAAGUGACUGUAAAAAAACUUCUGUAAAUAUGAUGUAUGAAGCUCUUACAAGUGAUACUGAAUCUUCACUCAACAUUGAAACUGAAGAAGUUAGUGGAAAGAAUGUGGCAAAAGCAGCUGAAAUUCUGCAGGACUCAAUCAGCAAAAUGAGUGUAAUGCAAGCUACGUCAGAAACCUGUGAUGUAGCUAAUGAUCAAGAAGGCAACUGUUUGGAAGAUAUAAAUGAUUUGCCAUUUUCUGAAAAAUUAUAUGGUUGUUCAAUUGAUGAAAAGCAAAUGAAAACUGGACCUCAAGAAUUGAAAGAAGAUGAAUCAACCAUUUUCACCACACUAAAGAAACCAGAAGAUUCCUUAUCAGACAGUUCCGCUGGUUUGUGUGAAGGCACUAUCAGCAGUAUUUCCAAUGAAAUUCCUUGCUUGGUUCAAGAAGAUCAAGCCUUAAAAAGAAUAAAAUUGCUACAGAAACAAGUUGAACAUACUCAAGAUCUGUAUUCUAGGAAAAUGAAUGAAGAUUUUCUUUCUGUGAAAAAGUUUUUUGAAGAUCUUAAUCAACAAGACACUCUACUUCAAGAGAUGACUUCGCAAGCUAAUUCACUUAAGGAAAUUCUAGACUCAGUGCUCCAAUUACCGGAAAUAUCGAAGUCGGACGUUCUUGAUCGCCUAGAAGGAUGUUUCAAUUCAGGACACUGGCUAGAAAAAUCUGUGAAGACAAAAGAACUUGCUAGUUGCAGACAACUGAUGAGUAAAGGUUACGUUUCCCUUAAAUAUGGCGGUGUUUCUAAGGUUAAGGCCAUUAUCAAUCAGCAUUCUCGUUCGCAAUUACCGAAUGAAAACGCCCCACAAUCAAAUGUGGAGGAUACUCUCUGUGAUCCAUACCUCGUCACCGUUACAUCCAUCAUAGAUCCUGGAGAGUUUUACGUCGUCCGCCUGUGUGACAGUAGAAAGCUUGAUACGAUACUGACUACUCUAAAAGAAAAUGCCGAAUUUUAUCCAGUUCCAUUAGAAACAACUCCGGGUCAAAUGUACGCUGUUCGUAAUAGUGCCCUCAACUGGUUCCGUGGCGUGUGUGGAAAAGAAUGUGGACGUCACCAAGUUGGUGAUCAGCCCUCUGAAAUUCUCUACGAAUUCUUCAUGAUUGAUCAAGGACACCAUGAACGUAUACCUGCGUCCUCCAUCCGUCUCCUCCCUAUGGAACUUCUGAAUAUUCCGCCUAUCGCUCGCGAAUGCACCUUGAAUCAAAAUUUUCAGGGCUCUACUUGGAGUCUUCAAACAAUCAACCUUUUCAAGCAAAUGACUAGGCAGUCUCCUAUGAAUAUGAAGGUUUUCAAACAACAUGGUGGAGUUCUGGAAGUCGACCUCGGCCAGCUGAUUAGCUUUGGUGAAGAAGCAAAUAUUGUAUCCGUAAGAGAUGCGUUGUUCUUCUCGCACCGAUCAACAUCCACCAAGCCAUCGCCCAGAAAAUUCAAGCCAAAAUUUUGUAUUCCUAACGUUGAUUUACGGAAAGAAUUUUCGGUGAAUAUCUCUUCGGCAGAGACGCCAACUAAUAUUUACGUUCAGAUUCUUGAUGAAGAAUUUCGGGGUUAUCGGGUAAUGCAGAAUGAACUUCAAACGGAAAUGGCAAAUAUUGCGUUGAACUCUAGUUCAAAUUUCAAUCAUAUUGAAAAAGGUUUUAUCUGUGCUGUCAAGUACAUUGGCGAUUGGUACCGAUGUUUAGUGGAAGAAAUUUACCCACAAAAUCGGGUACUGGUUUUUUACAUCGAUACCGGACAUCGCCAGACUGUUCAUGGUUCUGAAUGUUUGAAUUUACCGGAGACGUUUCUCGAUCUACCUUCUCAAGCAAUACGCUGUGUUUUGGAGGGUAUCAGACCGCUCAACCAACAUGCAACAAAGAUGAACAGUUAUCGCCGUCGACAGAAUUUCUGGCCCCGCGAAGUAAUUGAAUCCAUUCGUGGUUAUCGUAACAAGCAAGGAGUGAUUAUAGUGGAGAAUUGGAAAGUCGGUGACGUUGGCCGAUUAGGCCAAGAACUAACAGCCUCCAUCAUUUUAUAUCAUGACGGUGAACAGUUCUGCGUGAACCAAGUGCUGACACGCGCCGGUCUGGUUAACAGUAACAAAGCGCAUAGAUAUCCGGAACGUCCUGUAAGCAGAUCAGACUCUAUAAUGCAAUGUGGAACUUCUCAGUCGACCUUGAGUGAUUCGGUUGGGAGCGGAAUGUACGCUGCGUCAACAGAAGCGUAUCUGACAUCAUCGAUCCCCGCCAUAUCCAAAAAGGAAAAACUGAUGACCCAAUCUCCGUCAGAGUCAAAUGGACGAGAUGACGACCAAAAGAAUUCUGAAAACCUUGUUGGUGACGGUGAUUCAAAUCACUCCUACCGUCUUCCUGUUUCUGUCACUCAGAUGUCAUCGCAUAGUCCAAGCCCCAUUUUAGAGGUUUCCGGCGCUGGCAAUACUUCUCCACAAGCACAAGAUCUACACUUAAAUGAGUUGUGUUCAGGUUUUGCCGGCUCCACGUCUUCCGUUAACAUCAUCCCUGAUAACGAAGUGGGAAGCAGUAUGAAAUCGUUGAAAUUAAUUCCGAAUCCUGAAGAAAAUUGCCAGUUAACUGUUGGAAAUCUUCCAUUAAAGGAUUGUUUGUCGAACCCUUCAGUAAAAAACCGUGCUUCCGAAGGCGGCUCUGUCCGUUGCGGAAAAGACCUUAGUUUGAAAACAGUGUUGGCCAGCUUCAAUUCUUGUGGGACAUCAAAUUCAUCGGCAAUCAAAGUUUUGGAACCUACCUCAGAUCAGCAAAAAGAACAAAAAACGAUUAAUUUGACAAACGAAAAAUCUGAUGAUAAGUGCAGUAAAAAUAAUUGCCAAACCGAUUUAGUGGGCACGUUGGGAACGCAGCCGGAAUCAGAAACAUCUGUUACAGUAUCUUAUGUGUGGAUGGACUCUCCAGACGCUAUAUAUUUUCGUACGAUCGAUAUGCAAACUCAGUACGAGGAGCUACGAUAUAAAAUGAAACAACACUAUCAAAACAUCGAAUUAAGGGGGAAAACAAAAUUUGAAGUCGGCUUUCGCUGUGCUGUCUAUGAGGACCACUCCUGGUGGCGCGCAGAAGUCAUCUGUAUGGACAAAUACCCUAAAUGUGACGUUUUGUUUGUUGAUACUGGAUAUCAUCGCAGAGUUCGUGCUAAACAAAUCUACGAACUGGAACCAGGUUUUGAUGAAAUUAAACGUUUAGUGCUUAAAUGUUCCCUAUAUGGCAUCUUCAGUGGCACUGCAAAUGGAACUUGGAAGGAAAACUGCAUCAAAUAUAUCCACGAUCGACUUUUGGGAUCUGAAAGCAUCAACAUUUUCCGACGGCAACAGAGAGAAUCGAAGUAUGCAGCGCUUCCAGUGAUGUGCUUGUAUGUCUACAAUGUGGAAGGCGGUCCUUUGCAAAUUCCAGGCAAGACGCAAAUCAACCUUAACGACGAACUUGUUGCAAUGGGUCUGGCUCAAAAUUACCCAGAACCUCUACAAUCUUCAAACGUUAUUCCUGUUGUCCGCGCUUGGAAAUUGUCUGAACCUCCUAAAGUUGGCUCCGUAUUUUGGGCAAUAGUAACCUGGGUCAAUUUGACGGGGGAAAUUUACUUGCAUGACGUCAAGUCAGUACCGACGAUGGACGAAAUUACCAAAUGGCUAAACGAAGCAUAUAGCGACACAGAACCGACUGAUGCAGAUCUUCGUUGUCGUCCCGGAGACUUGUGCAUAGCAAAGUAUAACAUAGACAACCAGUGGUAUCGUGCCAUUGUUAAAAAAACUGAAGUUGAACUUGAAAAAGUCACAGUGUUUUUUGUUGAUUAUGGAACGCUAGAUUCGGUAGACUGUCGUGACAUUCGACUUAAUAUCAUGCUAGAAGAAUUGCCGACCCAAACGCUUUGCUGCAAGCUGUUCAACAUCCGUCCUCCUGUUGAGUACCGUACUGAUCGAAAUUGGGAGUGGCCGGUGGAAAUUCUCGAUCAUCUACACAAAUUGAUUGUGGAUGGAGAGUUCCGUGUGAUCGUCAAGGGCAAGGGGCCACCGCUGCCCAUCGCGUUGGUAACUCACAAGCAAUCAUCAAUUGCAUCGUAUCUUAUUGAAAAUAAAAUGGCUGAGUGGAUUGAUCCUAAUUUGAGGAGGAAAAAGUCAAAGAAACAGAAAUGGGAAAAGAAGUGAUUAAUUGUGCGAUGCGAUAAAAUGUCAUAAUAUGCGCAGCCAUUAUCACUCGAAUAACUUAUCAAGUUAGUUGAUUUGUUGAGACAACAUUUUUUUUGUCCAAGUGUGUUUUGUUUAAACAAAUAACCGGCCUAAAAGAUGGCACCGUUUGUGUUUGGAGAUAAUUUGUUUUAAUUUUGUUUUGCUGUUAGUAGUAAUAGGAGAACCUCCGUCCAGCAACCUUCAACUAAGAAACUGUUUUUUUUUUAAACUUUAAGUUCGUUGACAUUGAUUUAAUGAGAAACAA